UCUGAAUAGCAGAAGACAUCAUCUCGCGGGAACCAAUCACGAGCGUAGCCCGUUCUUCUUUGGUUUCUGGUAUUCCUUCUGACGUGCACACUUAUUUGGCUGGUAGAGGUUCAUUUUUUUAUUGUAAAGUUUAUUGAGAGAAUGGCAGCUCAGUGGAUACGAAACUCAAUUCCGAAAAUCGGAGUUGGUCGCUUUUAUAGCAGUAAAGUUCAGAAAUGUACCCUUAUCCCUGGAGACGGUAUCGGACCCGAAAUUUCUGCUGCUGUUCAAAAGAUCUUUGACACUGCCAAGGUGCCGAUAGAGUGGGAAUCUGUUGAUGUAACACCGGUAAAAGGUCCAGAUGGGAAAUUUGGUAUUCCACAAGCUGCCAUUGACUCGGUCAACAGGAAUAAAAUUGGUUUGAAAGGACCAUUGAUGACUCCUAUUGGAAAAGGACACAGAUCGUUGAAUCUUGCAUUGAGAAAAGAAUUCAACUUGUACGCCAAUGUGCGACCAUGUCGUUCCUUAGAAGGUUACAAAACAUUGUACGACAAUGUUGAUGUUGUCACCAUUCGAGAAAACACAGAGGGAGAAUACUCUGGUAUAGAACACGAGAUUGUAGAAGGAGUUGUACAGUCUAUAAAAUUGAUUACAGAAGAAGCUUCUAGUAGAGUAGCAGAAUUUGCUUUCCAAUAUGCACAGGAUAAUAAUAGGAAAAAGGUAACCGCUGUACACAAAGCAAAUAUAAUGAGGAUGUCGGACGGUUUGUUCUUGAGAUGCUGUCGAGAUGCUGCACAGAAAUUUCCUAACAUUAAAUUUGAAGAAAGAUAUCUGGAUACAGUGUGUUUAAACAUGGUUCAAGAUCCGAGUCAAUACGAUGUACUCGUAAUGCCUAACUUAUACGGAGACAUUCUGUCCGAUAUGUGCGCUGGACUUGUAGGAGGGCUUGGUCUCACGCCAAGUGGAAAUAUUGGCUUGAACGGUGCCUUGUUCGAAUCUGUACACGGAACUGCUCCAGAUAUUGCAGGUCAAGAUAAGGCAAAUCCCACGGCAUUAUUGCUGUCUGCCGUAAUGAUGCUUAAACAUAUGGGAUUGAAUAAACAAGCAGUUAUCAUCGAAAACGCUGCCUACGAAACAAUUAAAGAAGGCAAAUGUUUAACGGGUGAUCUUGGAGGAUCGGCAAAAUGUAGCGAAUAUACUAAUGAAAUUUGCAAGAAAGUUGCAGCAUUAACGAAAUAGAUAAUAUGAAGUUGUUUGGAAAUAAACUGCCAAAUACUCGUAGCAAUAAUACGCGUGAGAUCAGAUGCUGUUUUCAAACGUCUCUGUAAUUAUUGGUUUUAAAAAUGCAUUCAGUGUACAUGUACCGAAUGGAUCUGCAAUUUCAUUAAACGAACUGCAGAAGUUUCCGUUGUAGAAAUAUGUCGUCGGUUCACACACAUUUAGAUAAUUUUUGCCGAGUACUUGUAUUAGUUUAUCGUGAAGUAUUAUGUUACUCAACUUCGUGAAUCGUGAAUUUACUAAUUGUGUAAUAGCAUGUAUUGUUAUUUCAUUGUGAUUAAAUGCACGCAGUUCGAUCGCGUGUGUUGACUGAAUGUACUUCCAUGUAUGUUUGUCACACCAUAUUCGUUGUUAUCGAAGAUUCCAAUAGAAGAAUCUAUCCAAGAAAUAGGCGUGUAUAUUGAUCUAGGAACACUGUAUAAUACUUUUAAAUGAAAUUGUUAUGAAAGUAACGCGGCCUCGAGGAGGAGUUUCAAGAAAUCAACAACAUUGCGCAGUAUUACAAAUAAAUAAAAUAUUAUAAA
Molecule: messenger RNA, 1781 nt
Organism: Hylaeus volcanicus
Lineage: Eukaryota; Metazoa; Arthropoda; Insecta; Hymenoptera; Colletidae
Gene: Idh3a
Product: probable isocitrate dehydrogenase [NAD] subunit alpha, mitochondrial
Exons: 6
Coding region: 142-1218 (358 amino acids)
Biological process (GO): isocitrate metabolic process; tricarboxylic acid cycle
Cellular component (GO): mitochondrion
Molecular function (GO): NAD binding; isocitrate dehydrogenase (NAD+) activity; magnesium ion binding
Source: RefSeq, a predicted model, not a curated record